AUGCCGAAUGGCGGGAAAUGUUCGAUCAACGUAUCCGUUCUCCUGCAACAAUUCCAGGACCAAGGUAUUGACGAGCCUGACUAUAUGGACGUUCUUACUGCCAUGCAGGACGAAUGCUUGCCCAACAAUCCUACCGCUCUCCGACGCGAGAUUUGGGACGAUUUUCCAGAGUACAUGGAGCCCAAUCGUAUCCUCAAUCUCUAUGUUCCGCCCAUUCUGCUUGUCCUAGGGACCAUUGGCAACCUCUUGACAUUCAUCAUUAUGUCUGGGAACAUGCUCAAAGCUAGUACCUACAGCUACCUCGCCGUGUUGGCAAUAAUGGACAUUUUGGUUUUGUACGUUGGUUUGCUCAGAAUGUGGGUCGGCAGUUUUGCAAUAGACAUACAACAUGCUUCAAAUUGGUUGUGCAAGCUGGUUACAUUCCUGGGAUACGUGAGCAGCGUAACGUCGGUAUGGCUGAUAAUUGCGGUGACGAUUGAACGCUUCAUUGCCGUGAAGUUUCCUUUACGUGCUCCUAGGAUAUGCAAUGUUUACAGAGCAAGGGUUGUUAUUUUGGCAAUAGUGGUUGCUACAUGUCUUCUCAAUAUGCAUAUUAUAUGGACGGUAGAAUUACAGACAAAAGAUCACAACGGCACACUAACUUCUGAAUGUGAAGCCAGUCAGUUGCAUAGGGUUCUCGUGAUGGAGGUCUGGCCUUGGGUAGAUGCUGCCGUGUAUUCCCUAUUUCCGUUCGUUAUUAUUUCGAUCCUCAAUGUCCUGAUAGUCCGGUGUGUUCUCAGUGCCCGCAAACAACGCUCCCAUAUGCAAAACUUGGGUGGAACAACAAAAUUCCUGGCUGUCAACAAACAACAAGGAGGUAAACGGCCGAACGAAAGCAGCAAAAAACUCACCUGCAUGUUGUUAGCAGUUUCCUUCACAUUCCUCAUCACCACGCUUCCUAUGAACAUCCUCCUACUUGUGAGAGCAUUUACCGAAGAAAAAAAUAAGGAUCUAAACUCCCAUGAGUAUAAGAAACAGUUCGCUCAAAUGACGCUCGCCAGGACCAUUGUGGAAUUGCUCAUGUAUGUAAAUCACAGUGUGAACUUCUUCCUCUAUUGCGCAACAGGGAGGAAAUUUCGCAGGGAACCCCGUUUCAGACCACAGUGGAGAAAACGGGAUAAACGUGAGACAGCGCGUGGGAACGAGAUAUGCAAACGUGACAGACUGUUAUUGCCGUGCAUGCCGGGCCAGAAUUUUAAACUGUCAAAAUAUUUGCCACGGUAG
Molecule: messenger RNA, 1263 nt
Organism: Mya arenaria
Lineage: Eukaryota; Metazoa; Mollusca; Bivalvia; Myida; Myidae
Product: probable G-protein coupled receptor 139
Exons: 2
Coding region: 1-1263 (420 amino acids)
Biological process (GO): G protein-coupled receptor signaling pathway
Cellular component (GO): membrane
Molecular function (GO): G protein-coupled receptor activity
Source: RefSeq, a predicted model, not a curated record